This is a messenger RNA of Sphenostylis stenocarpa, 762 nucleotides long. The record is from the annotation of a GenBank genome assembly. NCBI's taxonomy places the organism in Eukaryota, Viridiplantae, Streptophyta, Magnoliopsida, Fabales, Fabaceae.
AUGGAAGAAGUUGUGGACGAAAGGGAGUUUGAUUACAUGAGAGGAAGUAAAAAGGGACCUGAUCACUGGGGAGAGAUAAAGAAAGAAUGGUCAGCAUGUAAACAUGGAGACAUGCAAUCUCCCAUAGACUUGUCAUGUGCCAGAGUCAAAAUUAUCCCUCGCUGUCAACAACUCCACACUGAUUACUUUUCUUCUAAUGCCACCAUGAUCAACAGAGGCCAUGAUAUUGCUGUAUAUUGGAAGGGUGAUGCUGGCUCAAUACACAUCAAUGGAACCGAAUUCUUUCUGAAACAAUGUCAUUGGCACUCUCCUUCUGAACAUUCCAUCAAUGGCAGGAAGUAUGACUUGGAGAUGCACAUGGUGCAUGCAAGUGGGGAAAACAAGAUUUGUGUGGUUGGUGCUUUCUAUAAGAUUGGUCAUCGCCCUGAUCGUUUUCUCUCUCGGGUGGAGAAAGAUAUGAAGCAGCUGGUUGAUGAAGAAGUAGAGAGAGAAAUUGGAGAGACAAAUCCCUCAGGAAUACAGACAAGAGGCAAUAUGUAUUACAGAUACUUAGGCUCACUCACCACUCCUCCUUGCACUGAAGGUGUCAUCUGGAACAUUGAUAGAAAGAUAAGGACAGUUUCGGAAGCACAAGUGAGGCUUCUGAGGGAGGCAGUGCAUGAUCAUGCAGAGAGGAAUUCCAGACCAAGGCAGCCACGUAACCAAAGAGAUAUAUUAUACUUCCGAUUCAAAAGCAGAGCAAAUCAAAAAAAUAAAUUCUGA